AUGCCCGCAAUAGUUGGAUUUAAGCCCACAGAUGUGCCACCAACUGCUGCUGUGAAGUUCAUCGGUGCUGGGACGGCAGCAUGUAUAGCCGACCUGUUCACCUUCCCACUGGACACUGCGCUCCAGAUCCAAGGAGAGACCAAAGCUCCAGUCAACAUGAAGGCUGCCCAGUACACGGGAGUCUUCAGCACGAUCUCUACAAUGGUGAAGACUGAGGGUCCAAAAAGCCUGUAUAAUGGUUUGGUUGCCGGUUUGCAGCGACAGAUGAGCUUUUCCUCCAUCCGUAUUGGACUGUAUUACUCUGGAGAGGAAGGCAUGCUUGGCCUCUGGAAAGGUGCCACACCCAACAUAACCCGAAAUGCAAUAGUUAACUGCACUGAGCUGGUGACUUAUGACCUGAUCAAGGACACGUUGCUGAAAUCCAACCUUAUGACUGAUGACCUUUCUUGCCAUUUCACCGCUGCUUUUGGAGCCGGAUUCUGCACCACAGUGAUUGCCUCCCCAGUUAAUGUAGUGAAGAUAAGAUACAUGAACUCUGCCAUGGGCCAGUACAAGAGCUCCCUGAACUGUGCACUCACCAUGUUUAAAAAGAAGGGGCCCUUAGCAUUCUACAAAGGAUUCAUGCCUUCAUUCUUGAGGCUAGGUUCUUGGAAUGUGGUUAUGUUUGUUACCUACGAACGGCUUAAGAGGGCUAUGAUAUCUGCCAAAUUGUCAUAG
Bombina bombina (fire-bellied toad) is the source of this 717-nucleotide messenger RNA. Its product is annotated as mitochondrial uncoupling protein 2-like. The transcript has 3 exons. Bases 1 to 717 code for a protein of 238 amino acids. The record is from RefSeq and is a predicted model, not a curated record. Lineage: Eukaryota; Metazoa; Chordata; Amphibia; Anura; Bombinatoridae. Gene Ontology annotation, biological process: mitochondrial transmembrane transport; response to cold; adaptive thermogenesis. Gene Ontology annotation, molecular function: oxidative phosphorylation uncoupler activity.